Messenger RNA from Fraxinus pennsylvanica, 3486 nucleotides. NCBI's taxonomy places the organism in Eukaryota, Viridiplantae, Streptophyta, Magnoliopsida, Lamiales, Oleaceae. The record is from the annotation of a GenBank genome assembly.
AUGGCAGGCGGUGGAGCUCCGAAGGCAGAAGAGCCAGCGCCACAUCCACCAAAGGAUCAGCUUUCAAAUGUUUCCUACUGCAUUACCAGUCCUCCUCCAUGGCCUGAGGCCAUCCUUCUGGGGUUUCAACAUUACUUGGUGAUGCUGGGCACAACUGUUAUCAUACCUACUGCUCUGGUUCCUCAAAUGGGUGGAGGAAAUGAGGAGAAAGCAAAAGUUAUUCAGACUUUGCUCUUUGUUGCUGGUGUUAACACCUUGCUGCAGACAUGCUUUGGGACCCGAUUACCUGUCGUGAUUGGAGGGUCGUACACCUUUGUGGCGCCCACGAUAUCAAUUAUCUUGUCUGGUCGAUGGAGUGACCCAGACCCUAUAUCGAGAUUCAAGAAGAUAAUGCGAGCCACCCAGGGUGCACUUAUUGUUGCCUCGACUAUUCAAAUAGUCCUAGGUUUCAGCGGUCUUUGGCGUAACAUCACAAGGUUUCUGACUCCACUUUCGGCUGUUCCCUUGGUUGCUCUUGCUGGUUUUGGGCUCUAUGAAUUCGGUUUUCCUGGGGUUGCCAAAUGUGUUGAAAUUGGAUUGCCGCAGCUCAUCAUUCUAAUUUUCUGUUCUCAGUAUUUGGCCCAAUUUAUACACCGAGGAAAGCAUAUCUUUGACCGUUUUGCUGUUAUAUUCUCGGUAGUAAUUGUGUGGAUUUAUGCAUAUCUACUUACUGUUGGUGGGGCCUAUGACAACAAGGCGCCGAAGACCCAAGCAAGCUGCAGGACUGAUCGUGCUGGACUUAUUAAAGGUGCUCCAUGGAUAAGAGUUCCAUACCCAUUUCAAUGGGGAGGGCCUUCCUUUGACGCUGGUGAAGCCUUUGCCAUGAUGAUGGCUGCAUUUGUUGCUCUUGUGGAGUCCACUGGUGGCUUUAUUGCAGCGUCAAGAUAUGCCAGUGCAACCCCCUUGCCGCCAUUAAAAAAAAAAAGAAAAGGGAAAAGAAAAGAAAAAAGUACAAUACAGAAGAAAUUGAAGACAAAACCGAGACUUCUACAAGAAUUCUGUCAUUUGCAUAGUAAUAAUAAAGUGCCCUUUUGCCAAGCAUUGUUAUUUCUUUAUUUGCUUUAUAACCAUCCACAUGAACCCACGGCUUCUCCUUUGAAAUUAGAGGAAGAUAUGAAUUUAGCUCUAAAGGGUGUUGGUAUCUUAUUAUCAGGGUUGUAUGGAACUGGGAAUGGAUCAUCUGUGUCUAUUGAAAAUGUUGGCCUUUUAGCACUGACGCGUGUUGGCAGUCGAAGAGUUGUGCAGAUUUCUGCUGGAUUCAUGAUCUUCUUUUCCAUUCUUGGAAAAUUUGGAGCAGUUUUUGCUUCCAUUCCAGCACCAAUUGUAGCUGCUUUAUACUGCCUCUUCUUUGCCUAUGUGGGUUCGGCUGGUAUAAGUUUUCUUCAGUUCUGCAAUCUCAAUAGCUUCCGGACCAAAUUCAUAUUAGGAUUUUCCCUUUUUAUGGGCUUGUCCGUGCCACAGUACUUCAACGAGUACACUGCUAUUAAUGGCUAUGGUCCUGUCCAUUCCUCGGGGAGAUGGUUCAACGAUAUAAUCAAUGUCCCUUUCUCGUCCGAAGCUUUUGUGGCGGGUAAUAUAUUCGUUCCCACAGCAAGCAACGACGCUGGGAGGAAGACAAUCAGGUACGAGCCAAGGAUGCUCAGAUGGGAUCCAUUCUCACCUCCUCUUUACUUUCGUUCUCCUUAUCUGACUAGUCUCCUAUCUUGUCCUGAACAAGAAAAUGAAGAAGAUGGAGUGCCCGAAGCUGAAGUCGAAGGCAAGGCAGGACAGGAAAGUGAGGAUGUGCCAGAGGCUGUUGAUCGUAUUCAUGCAGAGUGCAGGGAGAAAAUUCAGCGUUCGCAAGAAAUUUGUAUUCACAAUCAAAGUGGAGGAAGCACAAAAGAUGAUAAGCAACAACGUCUAGCUGCUAUAUUUCAUGAUAUUUUCGGGGACUCUGAUAAUGAAGAGCAUGACAACAUAAAAGAUGUUAAGCAAUGUGGCAUUCGUGAUAUUUUUGGGGACUCCGAUAAUGAAGAAAAUAGCGGCACAAAAGAUGAUAAGCAACAUUUAGCUGCUGUGAAUCGUGAUAUUUUUGAGGACUCUGAUAACGAGGAACAUGACAACACAAAAUACGAUAAGCAUCAUUUAGCCAUUGUAACUCGUGAUAUUUUUGGGGACUGUGAUAAAGCAGAACAAGCAGACCAUAUAGCUCAGAAUCAGAAUGAUGACAAUAGACGUCGCUUGGACAAGGGAAAAUAUGUGAAAGAACGGAGCCCCGAAGUUAGGGUCCCUGAUGAAGAUGUGUUGUACGAAUAUGCAAAUGCUGAACGAAAGGAAAAGGCCACUGCCCUUUCGCCGAUGUUAGAGAUUCCUCGUAUUUGUCCCUUGACUGAUCCAGAUAAGAUGUAUAUGCUCAAACUCUCCAACUUAGUGGCCAUUGAUCCCAAACCAUUUGAUCCAAGCACAUAUGUUGAACAGGACUUUUUUGGGACAGACAAUUCUGGACAUAAAAGACAUAUCCCUCUCCAAAAUAUCGUUCGCUGGAGGACUGUCAGAAAACCUGAUGGCAGAACAUCUGGCCAUCUUGACUGGCUUCAGUUGAUUGCCCUGGACACGGUGAUUUCAGGGGAGAUGGGACUGCGAGGGAUUCUGUUUAGGAGGCGUAGAGAGGCAUGGUGUUGCAGGUGGAGGCCUGGUGGUAUGCAUUGCAGUGGAAGUGGGAUGAGGGUUGAGAGCAAUGCGCGAUUGGUGACUUGGGAAGAUGGAAGCUUACAAUUGUUAAUUGGAGAACAAGCGUUUAUGGUGUCUGAGCUAGACACAAGGGAAAAUCAGGCGCACCUUUUCCUGAGACAUAAAAAUGGAAUUCUCCAAUCACAAGGGAGAAUCUCAAAAAAACUGCAUUUUCUGCCGUCAUCUGAUUCUCAAUUCUCUGCUAUUCUUGAUGCAACAAGAAAUAAGAAUGUCAAAGUCAAAAGUUGCACUGCUGACGUCAUCUCUCAAUGGGAGUUGGAAAACAAAAAGAAGAUGGAGAAGCAGACAAAUCGACCUAAUAAACGACUUGGUCAGAAGGGCAAAAGGAUUCACAAAUGUGCACAAAUUGUCAACCGGGAACAUCAAGCGCCACCAGGUUUGCUGAAGGAUCUAAUGGAUAAUGAACAAGAUUUUCAUGAACAACAGUCUGCUGCACAGCACUUCAAUGAAAACAGAGAAAAUGAAGCUGGAGCGUCAUUCUUCACAUUUAAUGAAAAAAAGGCGAGUCAUUUAUGUUACAUACCCCCUAACCCAAUGGGACACUUUUCAGAUUCUGGACCAGAAAGUCCUCUGAAAUUAGCGUUGCCAGAUGCCAAAUCAUCUCAAGGUCCAGUAGACUUGCUUGGAAGUCGGAAAAUGGUGGAUAGGAUAAGUAAGAGGAAAAACUAUGGUUGUUUGUCAUCACAUAGAAGGUCUAAGGAGACAAAGCAGAAAUGA